Actinia tenebrosa (Australian red waratah sea anemone) is the source of this 2577-nucleotide messenger RNA. RefSeq names its product phosphatidylinositol N-acetylglucosaminyltransferase subunit Q. NCBI's taxonomy places the organism in Eukaryota, Metazoa, Cnidaria, Anthozoa, Actiniaria, Actiniidae. Gene Ontology annotation, biological process: GPI anchor biosynthetic process. The record is from RefSeq and is a predicted model, not a curated record. Gene Ontology annotation, cellular component: endoplasmic reticulum; membrane.
AUUAUUUUAAGUUUUUAGGCCUAUUUUUGGAAUCAGUCAUGUAUUUGAUUUUCCCAACGCAUUGUAUGGCAUGUCCAAAUGGUCUGAUGGUAGGAAUGAAGGACGAGAAGAAAGAUAUUCUAUGUGUUGUUGCUGUUGUCAAUGCCACAAAAGCCGUGCCGUUGAAGUCUAAAGACUUAUCAGUUAUUGGCUUAUGGUAUCGUUCUGAUAGUAUUACAGAAGAAAGAAGACUAGAAGAACCAACCAGUCUAGUUCUCUUCUUGCGUCGUGGAGAAAGACGCCCUAUGAUUUUAUCACGCAGUGAAGAAGCUAUCAUAAUCUUGUACGACCAACCUUCAACAUCUCUAAUUACUAUCCAUCCCUUGAACUUAAGGAGUAACGCCAGUCAAGACGAAGAUAACUUAGCAGGGCAGUCUAAAGAUCAAGCACUUCUGCCUUUACCAGACAACAACACAGACUCUUGCAUUGAGGAAAUUAUUAAUUAUAUAAACAUGAUUCCAGAUCCUGAAAUCCAAUCUUCCAUUCAGACAACGAGGAAUCAUCUUAUUCAGGAUUUUUUAUCAAUAUUUUUAUACUGGCUUUUGUUAUUACCAAACUUCUUAUUUGGCUUCAUUGCUUCUAUUUCAAGGUUUUUAUUGUUAACUAUGAGUCAUGCGAUUUUUAAAUCAAAAGUUGCAAGGUUCUUGUCGCUUUCGGUGUUAUUCAAGCAGUUUUCAUUACGUCUGAAACAAAUUGCUACAGUAGACAAACAAAUGAUACCACAAGCUUCAAGCUACAUGAUCCAUGAUAAACAAGAGCCCAAGAACCUCAAAAAAUAUUUGCAUGAGAAGCAACGGACAUUUAUUAUCAAAGGAAAUUUGAUAACUAUCAUUGUGUUAGACGUUAUACUAGGAGUAGUAAUAGUUAUGUGGCUUACUUCAACCAAUAUUGUAGCAGAUAUGGCAAGUUAUUUACUAGAGAGUACAGAAAAUGGUGCUCAAUUGCUCACUCAGCUGAUCCAAUGGCUCAUGGGUGUACCAGCUGGGCUUAAACUGGACAAAACCCUUACAAGCUUUCUUGGCAAGUUCUUUUUGUACCACAUAUAUCUAUGGCAAAUAUACCUUAAGAUCAUCCAGCCAUACCUACAAACACUUCUGUGGACAUGUAUUUUAUCAGGUUGUCUGGGGAUGACUUUUCUUAUUUCUUUAGCAUCUGAUGUUUUGUCUCUUCUUACUCUUCACAUUUACUGUUUUUAUGUGUAUGCUGCAAGACUGUACAGUCUACAGGUCUAUACUCUGUUAUCACUUGCAAGACUUUUCACAGGCAAAAAAUGGAAUAUACUACGAAGCAGAGUCGACAGUCUUCCUCAUGAUGUAGACCGCCUGUUUGUUGGUACACUACUCUUUACUGUCCUGCUCUUUCUUCUCCCUACAACUGCCCUGUUUUAUGUGGUAUUUACAUCACUAAGGCUUCUGGUGUAUGUUAUCAAGUACCUCUUGUCCUGUGCUACACAUCUUAUGAAUAAGAUACCUUUGUUUGGUUUGUUGUUGCUGUUUUUUCAGCCCAGUCUCCUACCAGGAGGACUGCAACUUGAGAUCCUUGAGAACUUCUCUGACCAACCACAACCACCUACAGACUUUGUGCAACCCUCCCCUCCCCUCCCUUCACCAGUCUCAGUCUUGUACCUCAAGCUCACCAACAAGCCAUUGUUCAUUGCCCAGUUGAGGGACUGGUCAAUAGAUGCUGAACAUGAAACAGAUGAUGUACAAGAUACCUGGGGUACGUUUGUGGGAAAGCUGUUACGAGGGCACUUGGUGUAUCCUUGGAUUAACAGAAAUUAAACAUGGACUGGGUAGCUUGUGUCAUAGACUGUAAAAGUACUAAAAUGCAAAUAGAUGCCUGUCCCCUCCCUCCAGAAAUGUGUAGUUACAGAAAUUAUUCAUACCUCCCCCAUGGAGGAAUUUUUUCUAAGACCCUACCUACCUCUGGAAAUUCCAAUUUUCUUCCACACAAACUCUUUAAUUUUGUUCUUUCUCUAAUACCCCACCCCUUGGAAAUUCCAAAUUCCUCUGUGGGCUGGGGUAUGGAUAAUUUCUGGAACUACACAAUGGCAACAACAAGACAUCCUGUGUUUGUCUAGCAAAGAGUAACAUAGCAAAAGAUAGCAUAAAAUAGCAUAGCAAAGGGUAGGAUUGAAUAGCAUAGUGAAGUAUAGCAUAGCAUAGGGUAGCAUAACAAAGUAUAGCAUAGCAAGAGGCAGCAUAACAUAGCGAAGGGAGUAUUGCAUAGCUUGGUAUACAGUAGUGUAGCAUAGGGUAGUAUGGCAUAGCAUAGCAAAGGAUAGCAGUGCAUAGCAUGGUUUACAGAAGUAUAGCAUAGGGUAGUAUGGCAUAGCAUAGUAAAGGAUAGCAGUGCAUAGCAUGGUUUACAGAAGUGUAGCAUAGGGUAGUAUGGCAAACAUAACAUAACAAAGCAAUUGGUAGGAUCGCAUAACACAACUAUGGAGAAAAACAUUGUUUGAAGCCCCUCUGGCAUAAAAAAAAUACAGAUUAAAAAUAUCUAUAUCUACGAAAAUAAAGAACGUAUUUUGAUUGUUCA